AUGACCCAAAGACACUCACUCAAAUCCGACAAAACCGCCCUCUGGCUCGACUUAAUACCGAAACUGCACCGACCCGAUCCACACAACGACCCACGCUACCAUCAACUGGACGACCCCACGAACUACUCAUCCUUCCUACCCGAUGGUAUCAGGUUCGAUUCCUACCUCAGCCAGAACCUGACGACAGCUGCAGUCGCUACUACUACCACUAGUAGCGGCGGUGGUAGCUCAUUCAGUUAUGAAACUUUUGAGGAUAAUGAAAAAAGUGGUAAUAGUGAUGGCGUCUUUGAUAAUGAUGAUGACGAUGGUAAUAAUAAUAGUAAUAAUAAUAAUAAUAGUAAUAAUAAUAAUAAUAGUAAUAAUAAUAAUAACAAUAAUAAUAAGAUUGAUAUAAACGAUGAAGAAGAUGACCGCGAAGUGACCACUGGGAGAAAAAUAGGAAUAAGAAAAGGAAAAAAACACAAAAAAUACGACAUCAACAAAAACAAAAACAUAAGCAAAAUAGCAGGCGCAUACAGCAGCAGCAGCAACAACAACAGCAGCAGCAGCAGCAGCUCCUACAAUAGAAAAAGUAAUAAGGACGACAGCAAUAAUAUCCUAUACGACCCACAGAAACGUGCCGAACAUUCUUUUCAUGAUUCAGACAUGCAUUACAACAACAACAACUACAACAACAACAACAAUGAGGAAAAUAUGGAUUCGCAACACCAGCAACACCACCAUCAACUCAGCCACCAAGACGACAGCAGCAGCAACAAAACAAGCAACAGCAGCAGCAACAACCUACCACUGACGAUAACUCUCGCGAUCGGCUGUGGCUUGUUGUUUGUUAAUUUGCUGAUCUUUAGCGUCGUGUGCAUGCGAAAGAUUUGCCUGGCUAGCAAGCAAAACAAAUCCAACAGAAAAAUUCGAGAAUUCAAAUUAAGUAACUCAGCAGGUGGCCAAAAACUAAACGCCGAACAUUUAGACAACGUCAACUAUAGCAGCAACCGUAACAACAACAACAGCAACAACAGCUGCAACAACAUCAACAACAUCAACAUCAUAACCGACGACCACUUCAAUAACAGGAGCGAGAAUAAUGACGACUGUCGUCUCAACAUUAAUGAAAUGUCGCCGCAAAGCUGCAACAUGAACACGUCCAUCAGUCACAUUGACGAGGCUGACGACGCCGAUAGGAGCAACAAUCGCGACGACGACGACGACGACGACGACAAUGAUGUGGUCAGUAUUGUUGGCCUACGUGCGAAUGAAAAGAAAUUCGCCCUGGAGUACUCCUACCAAUUCCACCCGUGCAAGAAAACAUUUCAAGAUAUCAAAAGUAGUGAUGCUAGCGACGUUUUAAACUCUGGCGAGCGAACGAAAAGAUUUUUUUCCUUAGACAAGGGCCUCAAUAAAAAUCGAAACACGGAUGAGACUGACAAUAUCAAACUGUUAUGCCUUGAGAACGUCGACAUAAACUGCCCACACCUCCACCCACCAACAGCCAGCAACACGUUCCCACACACGCAACUGCAGCAGCAACACCGAAAUAGUUCGAACGCGUCGAUGUCGGCUACAGCAACGACAGCCACUAACGCUACAUUAUCUUCCACGAUCGAACCAGAUGACGUUGUUAUGACGUCAGCAAUCACAUGGAUGUCUCACAGGUCGGGUCUGUUGGAUCAGACAGCAAGCACGACAGCUUUUGUUCAACAUCACCUCCCACAACAACAAGUCCCACAACAGCAAAGUUUUUUCAAGUCUAAAAAAUCAUCUGUGAUGAGCUGGAGUUUGAAUAAAGAUCAGAAGUCAAUAGACGAGUGUGACGUUCGCGACUCAGAAACACCGGCGACAACAACGUCCGAAGCAACCGCACCAACGGCAUUAUUCAACAACAUCUACUAUAACAACGCGUUCAACAGAUUUCAAACGACGACUCACAAACAACAGCAGCAAUCGACGCCGCUGCAACAGCAGCAGCAACAGCAGCAGGCGACAUAUUUCAAACCAACUGUGAAAUUUUCAAUAGGUACAAGCGACAGACAAUGCAAGGAGACAGAUGUUACAUGA
Helobdella robusta is the source of this 2052-nucleotide messenger RNA. RefSeq lists its product as hypothetical. Lineage: Eukaryota; Metazoa; Annelida; Clitellata; Rhynchobdellida; Glossiphoniidae. The record is from RefSeq and is a predicted model, not a curated record. The transcript has a single exon. Bases 1 to 2052 code for a protein of 683 amino acids.